AUGGCUUUAAUAACAACGAAUGUAAAUAAUGAAAGAAGGCGUCGAUUAUACCAUCCAUGGGAAAAACUAAUAAAAAAUGUUCAUCGAGACAAUUUCCACCAAGCUCAUAACUCAGUAAAUAAUCCAGAAUAUCCUGAGAAAAAAGUUGAGAUACCCAAUGAAGACCGUGCUAGGUUCAAAAUAAUUGGCAAUAGAGUGACGAAGGAGUUUAUUUACUGUGAGAAACUCCUUAAAGACUUACAUAAAUAUCGUAGGAGAGUAUUUGACGCUCCCGAAAUUCGUGGGGUCACGACGGUGGAAUGGCCGCAAGUAUGGAAGGAUAUUAAAAUAAAAUAUGGUGAAUUAGCUUAUUGUCUACAGAGCCAAGUCGCUGUUAUUCUUAACGAUAAUUUUCUUGGCGGUGAAAACGAAUUAAGAGAAGUCAUUGAGUCAAGAUACAACUACAAAUUAGAUGUAGAUUAUUAUAAGGAGGGCGUCAACAAUUUUGUUGAUUUUAUCAGAAUUUCUGGACUUUAUUCAGAUAUAGUACCAUACACUUGCGAAAAUUUCCUACGCCUAUGUCAAACAAACAAGGGCGGCUAUAAAGGAACUCCCAUACAUCGCAUCGUUAAAGAUGGCUGGAUACAAUGCGGAGGUUUUGGUCUUAAAUCCACAGAUUUGGAUUGUGAAAACUUUAUUGUACCUCAUGACAGGCGAGGUGUUCUAUGUAUGGCUAACGAUGGACGGCAUAAAGACUGCUCAACGCAAUUUUUUGUGUUACUCCAACCGGCGCCUUGGAUGGCUCACAAAUAUGUAGCGUUCGGCCAGCUUAUUGACGGAGAGUCAACGUUGAACAAGAUCGAAUCUGUUCCAACUUUCUAUGAAUCACCAGACUGUUGUAUAUACAUUCAGGAUGCUGGAAUUUUAAAUUUAGAAUGCCACGAUAUAAGAAUUAACAAAAAUACCAACGAAUAUAUAGAUGGCCACAUAGAAGAUUUGAAUUUAUUAGGUGAUCUGUUGUACGAGAAUUUAAUGGAGAGACUUUUCUUGGAACUGGAACUGCGACUCAUAGCAAAAGAAGAAAUGGAAGGAGAAGGUGAAUCGAAGGAAUUAAAAGACGACGGAAAAAAUAUACGCGCCACUGAAAGGUUUAUUCGUAAAAAAGAAGAAAUUGAAAAGUUACGGACGAGUCAGUUAACAACGAGCAGAGCAUCAUCUAUGGUCAGCGAAGCACAUCAAGUUAAUAAUGAUUUUGACGUUGAAGUAUACGAAUAUGAGCCAGAAGAAUCCUCGUACCAGCACGUGUCCUUGAAAACGGAGAGCUUAGUCGUGAAACCGGAGAAACCGUACUACAUAGCACUCACAGAUGUCCCUUAUCCCGGUGAAGUGGAUUCCAACUAUGACUUAAAGAAAUUUUUGAAAGGCGAUUAUUGCCUCGAAAGUGACCUGCAAAACCAUCCUCCGAAGAAGAUAAUAGCGAAACACUUAUCUUUUGUGUCCGAGAUGUAUCAGUUUGAUAUAGAGUCUGAAGUAACCUCGGUCGAAUCGUUGUCAGAAGACGAUGAACAAGAAAUCAAAAGAUAUAUUAAGCUUAAUGUAGACCGAGUGAGUUUCGCUGGUGGUGUAAUAAGAAACAUAGCAAGGGGCUAUGGAAAAUAUAAUCUUUUUGAAGGUACCAGAAAACUAGCCUCCAUGGAUCAUCGUGCAAAGGAAGGGAAUGAGAAAAAAGUCUCAUUAAGCGUGCCAGCCUAUAGAAAAGAACCUAUGAAAAUAAAAAGGAGGCAAACUGGUUUUGUUAGAAUGGAAGACUUAGAAAAAAUACAUUCAAAAUAUAAAAUAGGUAUGGACGAACACGCCGAACAUGAAGAAGACGAAUUUGUGUCUCGCAAAGUUCGUAUAGCGGAAUCAGCUAUUGCCACCCAGACUGGAACGAAACCAAAUCGUAGACCAACGGGUUUUGUGAGAGCCACAGAACUGACUGAGUCUGAUACACAAGUCAGAAGACAAUCUGCCCUUACGCGGCUGUAUGAUAAUAUAGCUAUUGAAGACGAAAGUGCCAUCACGCUUAAGGAUUACAAACCAGCUACGAAAGUGUCGCAGAAGAAUUUCCUCUUUACGGCAUCACCAUUGAAUCGUGUGAAAUAUUACGAGGAAUAUUCAAAGGAGUCCCAUUUCCGACCGUCCAUCACGGUGGACAACACCUCCUACGAGCAAGUACUUAAUAUACAGCACGGGAGAAAGGCAGCGAGAAAAAUAUCGUCGGAUUACGUAAAAACAAUCGAUCAGAUUGAGCAAAGGAUUGAGAAUUCCAUACGAAGUAUCGAGUUCGCGAAAACACGGCCUUCUAUGACGGUCAGCGAGUACCAACAAAAGAAUCAAAAAUAUAGCAAUGAACUGGCGAAGAAGAGUGGUUAA
This is a messenger RNA of Danaus chrysippus (African queen), 2394 nucleotides long. The record is from the annotation of a GenBank genome assembly. Lineage: Eukaryota; Metazoa; Arthropoda; Insecta; Lepidoptera; Nymphalidae.